AUCUUGGUGCCAUUUUGGCUCAAGAUCUGAUCAGCGAUCUCUUUUGGGAAUUGUGGGCCUGGGUGGUCAACCCUUCUACCGGCUCUUUUGCCAUGCCGAGCUAUCGUGGCGCUCGCGGCUCUGACGGUGGAUGGGGCUCACAAGACGAUCAGUGGGGCCGAAGUUACGGUAGAUCUACCAACAGCGCCCACAAUCCCUACGAGGUCAAGAUGCCGAGGUUCCUUGUGCCGAUCUAUGAAGGCCAGAAGUUCCCUGAAGACACCUCGAUCGUGGUCGUUGACAACCGCGAUGACAGGAUGGUGUCGCCUUUUCAGGCUUGGCUUGUUUCAGAGAUCAUGGCAAACGCUGCCAGCUCCAUCAAUGUGCUCACGGAGAGAGACCAAGUGAUGCCGCCUAGUUCAGGUUUUUCAGUGGCUCUUUUUGCCAACUAUACGCUGGACGGGAUCAAGGUGGUUUUGGCGCUCUCGCUCGAGAGUGAGACUGGCAUCACGUGCGCUGGAUGGGAUGGGGAGACAGCGUCAGCUCUGUCACACCAGGCUUUUCAGCCUUUCACGUGGCCUAUGCUCAGGGACACCUCGGCCAGCUACACAGACUUGAAGAUCUACAACGGGAAUGAAAUCCUGUUCCACUGGAUCUUCAGGGGCUUCAGAUCGGACACAGAUCUGACAGUUCAACAACAGUUCGUUGACGAGUACCUGAUCAGAGAAGUGAAGCAGGGCAAGCCGAGGCUCUCGGUGGUGAUCGCCGUGUUCAUCGGCUACAGGGUGUCAGUUCUGAGUUUUGAGUGCGGUGGUCGCACUUACUCGGUGGGACCCCGUGGCUCCGUGGUCGCAGGCGACUCUGCCCGAUCGCGGUUUGAGCUUCGGUGUUGUUCAAGGUCUACAGCAGACGCAGUUGGCAAUGACGCUGAUCGCGUGGAGUUCCGGUUCAGGGACUCCAACAACAGGAUAGACCUGAAGUGCUCCAGAACUUCGGUCCCGGGGACAUGGCUCACCGUGUCACAUAUCUCCGGACCGACUCUGAUCAAGACCAUCCAGUCGGUGAGGGAGAAUCGAGCUCGAGUGGAAGGUCCCGAGCAGACCGAGCAGUUCGCGCAGCUCGCCGCCAUUCAUCAGACUUGGUGGGAAUCAUCGAUCGCCAACAGCGAAGAUCAGGUGGGCAGCAUGGUGGUGUUCAUCCCCGGCAUGGAGGAGGGCAACUUCCACGUGCAGGCUCGGUCGAAGCUGUUGGUGAGAGAUCCAGAGGUCGUGCCCGUCAAAGCUCUGGCAGAGAUGCAGCAUGACGAGGCUGUGAAAGCUCCCACAGGUCCCCCCUCUUUGACAGGGGAGGCAUGGUUGAGCUCAGCCGAGGAGGUCGCCAACAGGUCCAGUGCUGCAAGAGGAUCGGAAGAGAUGGUGCCAGUUCGGCAGCAAGCCAACUACGAGCUCAACUCAAGAUCCUUUGCGACCAAGCAUCCUCAAGAGGGGAAACGUGGUCACGUUGUGGACGACGAACGAGAUCGCGCCCGUUGCGAUCGCAGGUUUGCAAGAUCCACAGCUCAGCUCACGCCCCAGUUGUUCUAUGAGGAGAUCUCCAGGCGAUCGUACAAUGCAUCGACUGCGACGAUCGAGGAGAUUGACGCAGAUCCUCCCACUCCGCCAGCUGACUUGUCGUUCUGGGUCGAGGGAGCUGUGAAGGAAGAAGUGGUGGCAGAUCGUCCUGUCCUCAGCCAAGUUCCUCACAGCACUCCUGCAGUUGGAUCCAACGAGGGAGGUGGGCAAUCGACACCAGCCACAGCUCCUCAGUCUUUUGGCCCGCCGGGUCUGGCUGCCAAGGAUGACAAGGAGGUUGGAUCCCCAGUGCUGAUCAUGCACGGGCUGUGGGCGAUCGCUCCCGGGGCCUCAGGGGAUACAGCGGAUCACAAGCUGUGCCUAAUCCUGUCUGCUCUGACCCAAAAACAAGAGGUGAUGGAUCAGAUCCUUAGUCGGCUGGAUAUGGUCAACGUCCUGGCCUCUAUGGUGUCCAGAUCGACGGAGAAGAUCCGCCGUGAGAUAGCGGUAGACUGGGCUAUGGGUACGCUGAGCCGGCGUCGAUCGCUGCUAAGCGUAAGCCCGUGGUCAGCCCGCUUCCUACGCCAGCUCCUCCGGCAGUCGGAGCCAGACCUUCGGGCAGCUCGCCUCAAGAGCUUGGCAUUUGAGGUAGGCGGGUUCCGCACCAUCAGGCAGAAUGUUCGAUAUUGGGAGAAGUUUGAAGAGUGGUCGAUCGGCCACGGACUGCGUGUGUACCCGCCCACGAUCGUGGCAGUCAUGAGAUAUGCACUGCACUUACGCGAUCAAGGGUGCGGUCCCUCCAUCUUGCCCGCGUUCAAGUACGCACUGGGGUGGAUAUGCAAGAGGCUCGUCAUGCAGACCCCGAACAUGGCAGAUCCGCAGCUCAAGGCCAUCAUCGACGAGGUCUACAACCUGCGGGGCAAGGAGCUCAAAGAGGCGGUCCCUGUGCCGCCGAAGAUGGUUCUUGCCCUUGAGCUCCUUUGCAUGAGGCUCAUCAAGGAGAAGAAGGAUGCAGCUGCGAUCUUCGUGUGGUGGGUGCUCAUCCUUAUCUAUGCGUCGCUCAGGUUCGACGACGGGAUCCACGUAGCCCCGCUAUCACUGCAGAUGAACCAGGACGCUCUCCUGGGCGUGGUAUGGCAGACCAAGGUCGAAAGGAAGAAGCGAGGCACAAGAUUCGCAGUGCCCGCAUGUUCUAUGUCGGACCAUGCCUGGCUCGAAGAAGGGUGGAAGAUCUUCCAGCCGUUCAUCUCUGAGAGGGAUUAUUUUAUUUGGGAGAUCAAGAAUGAGAAAGAGUUCUCAGCAGCUCCUAUCUCAUACUCGAGAGGAUUGGCCUGGCUCAAGCACUUUAUGCUCCUGGGCCUUGCAGAAGCAACCAAGCUCGGCUAUGUGGCGGCCAAUGAAGUUGAUCAGCUGGAAGGAAGCAUCCAGGUGAUCACUUGGCACUCUAUGAGAGUCACCAUGCUGUCGGAGGCGGUGAAAGCGAAUGUCGACGACAAGAUCGUCGGCUUGCAGGCCAAUUGGAAGGAUCCGAGCCAAUUGGUCCUGAAGUGCGCCCGGCAGCGCAAGGAGCUCUCAGUGGCCAUGGUCAAGCAGAUGGCGAGCAAGCUCAAAGACGCAUGGCUCCCAGAUCCUGAGAAGUUCGUCGUUGAAGAAGAAGACGAGGAGGUCACGGAGCCGAUCGUGACUGAGUUCAUCGUCAAGGCGACUUUGCCAGAGAAAGCUCUGGUAUCAGCUGACUUUAGUUGUGCCGUAGCAAGGCUCAGAUUUGAUAUAGGGAUUCAAGUGCCCAAUAUGGUCGAUCGAACCGUCUACGCCGAUGAUGCUCACACGCCCAAGAUCGCGCUUAGGCAGAUCUUUGGACGCAUGGGCCUGCCACAGGCCCUGUGCCGUUCGGCAGCAGACGGGGGGCUACUAUCUGUGGAGAUCUUUGCAAUGCUGGGAGACACUGCACAGGCAGUGAAAACCUCGCUCAGGACUAUGAUUGCCGAGGCAGAUCUUGGCACGACAGAUGCUGCCAGAGAGCUCGCAUUGAUGCAGCUCGCAGCAGUAUGGCAUGCAUGCCACGCUCUACAAGGGCAGUUCGCCACUCGGCGUGCGCGCAUGGAAGAGGACCCCAACAAGGUUCCAGAGAUGGCGCAAGAAGAUCACGCUGAGUUUCGGGCGCGCUUUGUUCAAGCCCAUCCAGAUGUCAUUUUGCUGGAUGCUAAAGAGCCUCACAAGAAGUUCGUGGAGAAGCUCAGCCGCGAUUUCUUGGUUCACGGCAUGGCGGAUGAACCUGAUCAGGUCACCGACUCUGUGACUAUGAUGAACAGGAUCCAUGCCUUUUUCAUGGCCUUGGAAUAUCUCAACAUUUGCACAUACUCUCGUGCGGCUGGCCCAUUGCGCUACCUGCAGGAGCUCGAGCAAUUUCGCUCGGAAUGCCCGGGCCUGCCUUACCUUUUGGCUGCUGACUCCUUGAUCAGGAAGAAGGUCAACAGGUUGCAGGCUGAGCAGCGCCAACUUUAUGGUACGUUCGAGGACGCCAUCAUCGAGGUCCUGAACAACCACAAGUACCUUUGGAACGACGCCCGAACAAAGGCAGUUCUUUCCAAAGUCGAUCGGCGCAGAGAGGACGCCAGCGAGACUGGCGAUUCACAAGACAAGGUCGUCGAAGCGGCGCCCAAGAGCUCUCCCAACAAAGAUAGAAAGAAGCGCCAGCGGCUCCGCAACAAGGCGCUCCUCCGUGAAGCCAAGGAGUCUAAAGUCAAGAAGGAUCCAGCUGACAAAAAGUCAGCCUCAGCAAGAGAUGAGAAGGUCAGCAAGGACAAGCGGAUCCCAGACACAGAGUGGAAAGCGAUCGUGCAAGCCGCCAGCUCCGUGUCUGGCCCAAAGAGGUGUCAUUAUUUCAACUCCACCAUGGGAGAGGCAGGGCUGACACAAGCCAUCAUUGCUCGUGGUAUUAAGGCCCUGCCCCCUAUUGAGAUCUUGGCCAACGAAUUUGUCGUCGAAGAGGUGAAUAUUUUGGAUCCCAAGGUUUUUCAACAUUUGUGCAAGUUAAUUCGCGCGGGGUGCAUUUUCUUUAUUCAUUUUGGCACACCCUGCUCCUCAUUUAGCCAAGCUCGCAAAGAUGAUGGCGGCCCACCACCGUUGCGUGAUCGACACAACCUGUGGGGACGCCCAAAACUAUCUCGACAGGAUCAAGCAAGAGUCGAGUUGGGCAACCAGUUCAUGGAACUCACAGUAGAGCUCUUGGUUUUAUGUUGCCAGUUCGGCGUCCAUUGGUCGCUGGAGAACCCGGCAUCAUCCUUCUUGUGGGACAUGCCACCAGUUCGCGCCCUGGCUGCUCGCGCUGGAGUGGGUCGGUUCAUUUUGGACAUGUGCAGGUUCCAAUCUAAACACAAGAAGCCUACAGCGCUCCUGUCUGAUUGCGACCUUAGUGCGCUGGCGCUCGCCUGUGAUCUGGAUGUGCAGCCUCAUGUUCACGAACCCUUGGUGGGCAUGGUCAUGUCUCAGGGCAAGAAGAUUUUCAAAACCAAGUUGGCUCAGGUCUAUCCGCCGCUUCUCUGCCAAGCAUGGGCGAAGGUGAUCGCAUGUCUGCAGGUCGAGAUGGAACCUGGACAAGCUGUUCAACGAGCUUUACAAGUUCCACAUCCUUUUACUUUGGAUCCAGCGCUUGAUCCCGAUCUUCAAGAGCUCCGUGCCAUCCAUGAUCCCUACCUGCGGUCGCUGCUGCGCGGAGCACCUGAUGACCAACCUGUUCAGAUCGGCACGGUCACACAAGUCGCAUUGUGGCGGGAGCUGCUCGCUGCUAGCCGCUGUAUUGACAGCUCACUGGUGGACGAGAUGAUCAAUGGCUUCUCCAUUGUCGGCGACAUCAAGCGCUCAUUUCGUUGGCCGCGAUUACCGCUGCCUGAUGAUGCUCUGCCGGAACAAGAUCUUGUUUCGCGGGCCUGGGAGUUUUCCAACAAGGUCUUGAAGAACGUAAAAAGAUCAGAAGUGACGGAGAACACCUCCAAGAUCUGGGAGGCAACUAUGGAAGACGUCCGUGAAGGAGUCACUGCAGGUCCUUUCUUCUCAAAAGACGAGGUCGACAAGUUCCUCGGCACUGAAGAUUGGAUCCCGACCCAGCGGUUCGAAGUGGUGCAGAAGAACAAGGUCAGAGGUGUGGACAGUGCCACGAUCAAUGGCAUCAACAUGGCUUCCAGGAUCCUGGAAAAGAUUGAGCUGCCAUCUACGGACGCGAACGUGUCUGCUUUGAGGUGGAUGAGGUCAUCGUGCUCUAGCUCCACUAAACUGCAAGGGUGGGUUCUGGACGAAAGGAAAGCUUAUCGCCAGAUUCCUAUCCACCCUGAUCACCGGAGAUGGAGCGUGAUCUCGCUUCGCGAACCUGACACAGGGAAGGUCUCAUUUUUCGUCAUGAUUGGUCAUUCUUUUGGAUUGGUAGCGGCGGUCUACAAUUACAAUCGUAGAUCUGCGGCUAUGACCGAUAUACUUCGCAGGGUCUUUUUCGUGGCGGCUUUCAACUUCUACGAUGAUAAGUACGGGUUCGAAACCGAAGUCACCUGCUCUUCAGCCUUCGAGAUUGCUCAGAAGGUCCACUGGUGGCUAGGUGCCAAAUUCGACCCCAAGAAGCUCCAGCUCUGCGAGGACCCCACGAUCUUAGGGGUGACCUACAAUUUGAAAGCUAUGUGCCUGAAGAUCAAACCUUCGAGAAAGGAGGAGCUGCUGGACGAGAUCAAGUCUAUCAUCUCCUCCGAGAUCUUGUCGCCUGGCCAAGCAGGCAUGUUGCGCGGCAAGCUCAUGUUUGGCGCUUCACAGUUGUGGGGGAAGAUUGGUAGGGCCUUUCUGAGAGCUCUCUCGGAGAGGCAGUACACGAGAUCUCCCGAGACUGGUCUCAACCUUGCGCUCAAGCUCGCGCUGAAACAGUGGGAGCUGCUGAUUGAUCAUGGUCCUCCGCGGCCUAUUACUGCAUCGGGCGCUCGACCUGCUGAUUACGUCAUCUUCACGGAUGGCAGCUUCCCUGAUCAGAAGAGCGACUUGCAAGAUCCUUGGAUUGGCGGCGUGUUGUUCAAGAAAGGCGCUAGACCGAUCCAGUUCGGAUGCAAAGUGGGCAUGGACUUGAUCGAGAAGUGGAUCCCGCGGAAGUCACAGAUCGCCAUGGUCGAACUCUUCGCUACAGUCGUGGCGCUCCAGACUUUCAAGCCUUGGAUCUCCAGCUCUUGGUCCCUGCUCUUUGUGGACUCUGAACCUGUUCAAGAUCUUGGUGCCAUUUUGGCUCAAGAUCUGAUCAGCGAUCUCUUUUGGGAAUU
This is a messenger RNA of Cladocopium goreaui, 6817 nucleotides long. The record is from the annotation of a GenBank genome assembly. NCBI's taxonomy places the organism in Eukaryota, Dinophyceae, Suessiales, Symbiodiniaceae.